This is a messenger RNA of Beauveria bassiana ARSEF 2860, 477 nucleotides long. RefSeq names its product mitochondrial ribosomal protein MRPL25. The transcript is spliced from 3 exons. The coding region runs from base 1 to 477 and encodes 158 amino acids. The record is from RefSeq and is a predicted model, not a curated record. Gene Ontology annotation, molecular function: structural constituent of ribosome. NCBI's taxonomy places the organism in Eukaryota, Fungi, Ascomycota, Sordariomycetes, Hypocreales, Cordycipitaceae. Gene Ontology annotation, cellular component: mitochondrial large ribosomal subunit.
AUGACCUCGACAUCGCACUUCGUCCGGCUAGCCAAGAGCCUGCCGCAGCCCCUGCAGCGCUUCUUUGCCCGCUGGCCGCCCGCCGCCCUCGUCUCGCCGGGCAGCGCCCCGACCUCGUUCCAGGAGAUGCGCCCGAACCCGUUUGAAUUCUACAAGCACCCCGUGACGGGACGGCUGCAGGACCCCGUGUACUCGGCGCGGCGGCAGGCGCAGCUCUUCCAGCUGGCACGCGAUCACGGCGUCGCGGAGCUGCUGCCCCCGUCAGCCAAGAACCCGACGCAGCGACUGGCGCACCGCGUCGAGCACGGCCUGCGCGUCAAGGGCACGGGUGUAGGACAAAAGGUCAAGGGACACAUUCACGAGCGACACAUGAUUGCCAAGAUGGAGACGAGAAGAAAGGCUAUGCUGGAAAUGCCAGAUCUCAUCAAGAAAUGGAAAAUGGUCGGAAAGCGAAACUGGACCAAGUUCCCGAAAUAG